AUGGCGUGGUACGACGAGGACAGCUGGGCGACGGCGGCCUUCGCUCCGAAGGGUUCAACCAUCGCCAUCACGUUCCUCCUCGCCGUGCUGCUCCCGAUUCUGCUGCACCAGUUCAUCUACCGCAAAGCGACGCCUACGACAUUGCCCUGCUUCCUGCUUAUUGGCCCCAGCGGCGCAGGCAAGACGGCCUUUCUCACUCUGACGGAACGCAAAGCCGUAGCUCAGACACACACGUCAACCGCGCCCUCGGCUAUCGAGGUCCUCCUUCCUGAAGACCACACGCCCCAGUCGUCGCACUACCGCUCGCCGGGCGACCCCGCGUAUGAACGCUCGCGCCGCUUCCUGCUGAACGAUACCCCUGGCCAUGGCAAGCUACGCCAUUUUGCGACGACGCAGCUAGCCAAUCCUACCAAUGUUCGCGGCAUCAUCUUCGUUCUUGAUGCGGCGACGGUCGCCGAGGAGGCAGGCCUCAAUGAGACUGCAGAGUACCUACACGACGUCUUGCUGGCCUUGCAGAAGCGAUAUACAGGGGCUACCACCAGCAAGGGGCCUAAGGAAAUACCCGUGCUGAUAGCUGCGAAUAAGAUGGAUCUAUUUACGGCACUACCACCGCAUCUUGUCACGCAACAGCUGGAGAAGGCCAUUUCCGAGGUAAGAAAAAGCCGAGCAAAGGGCCUGAAGGACUCUGGAGCUGCCUUGAGCGGCGAGGAAGAGGGCUUAGAUGAGGAGAGGGAAUGGCUAGGCGAGGGAGGCGAGGGCAGUUUCGAGUUUGGUCAGAUGGAGGAAGUGGGUACCUCCGUUACCGUGCAUGGCGGCCAUGUUAUUCGUGGGGACGGCGCAGAUGUGAGGAGCUGGUACGAAUGGAUCGCUUCGCACCUGUGA
Molecule: messenger RNA, 882 nt
Organism: Didymosphaeria variabile
Lineage: Eukaryota; Fungi; Ascomycota; Dothideomycetes; Pleosporales; Didymosphaeriaceae
Exons: 2
Coding region: 1-882 (293 amino acids)
Source: RefSeq, a predicted model, not a curated record